AUGGCGACGGGAGGACAACAUAGUAAUAUUAUUUAUGUGUGGCUCGAUGCUUAUAUUAAUCAACAGGAACUAAGUUUUAAACUGCAGAAACUAUUAAAUGGAAAAUUUAAAAAUGUAAAAGCAUUUGAAAAUAUGAGUGAUUGUAAAACGUUUAUUGAAAGAAGUAAAGAUGAGCAAAUUAUUCUAAUUGUAUCCGGUAGUUAUGGACGAAAAAUUAUACCAUUGAUACACAAUUUAUCACAACUCUCAUCUUUUUACGUUUACUGCUUAGAUAAAUUAGCGAAUGAACAAUGGGCAAAUAAUUACAAAAAGAUAGCACAAGUAUGUACAGAGAUAAAGGAACUGACUGAAGCCCUUGUAAAGCAACCACCGAAAAAUCUCGACAUUCCAUCCACUCCUCCUAAAAAUUCGAACAGUGAAUUAUUAAAUGAUGAUCUAUGGUUUCGUCUUUUAAUCGAAGUAUUAAUUCGUAUGAAUGAUGAUUUAGAUGGUGAAGCAAAAAAUGAUUUAUUGCAUUUGUGGAGAAAAGAAUAUGGAGGCGAUAAAAAGGAACAGAAGAUUAUAGAAGAAUUUGAAAGAGAAUUUGAGCCGUCAUGCGCAGUACAUUGGUUUAUCAGAGAGUGUAGGCUGUAUAAACUGCUAGACAAUGCACUACGACUCAUGGAUUUUGACAAUAUUUAUGCGUUACGGUUUAUAAUUAAAUAUAUUCAUAAACAGUUAAAAAACCAUAGUUUCCGAGAUGAAUUAAUUCAAAGCAGUCCGAAUUUAACUUUAUAUCGAGCAAAAACGAUUCCAGCUACUGAACUCGAACAAUUGACAACUAAUAUUGGGCAACUUCAGUCCCUGAAAAGUUUUUUGAGUUCGACAUCAGACAGAGAUAUGGCAUUGCGGUUUCUCCAACAUUCAAAACCUUCAUCAGAUACCGUGUCUGUGUUGUUUGAGAUUAGAAUCGAUACAAGAUUGUUAUUAUUACCUUAUGCCAACGUUUCAUCGCUGCGUUCUGAAGAGGAAGAAGAAUGGUUAUUCAUGCCUGGUACCAUCUAUCAAAUGGAUUGCAUUCAAAACGACUCAAAUCAUCAAUUGCGGAUACUAAAAAUGUCACUUUGUGGUGAAGAUGAUACUCGUUUAAAAUAUAUGGUUGAUUACCUCAAAUAUGAAAUGAAAGAAACUACUGAUUUAAUAUCAUUAGCCGAUUUAUUUGUUAAAAUGGGUGAAUAUGAUAUGGCUAAAGUUUACUAUCACAAAUAUCAAAAUUAUCUGUCAAAUAAUGAUCCUAAUAUAAAAUGUGCUUGGGACGGACUAUCACAGUUAUCCGAUAUUAAAGGAAAUUAUUCGAUUGCAAUGAAGAAUUAUAAAGAAGCUCGUAAGUAUUUUAAUGAGCAAUUAAAACUAUGUCAAAAUCUACCAGACCAUCAUCCAUCCAGUGGUAAAUGUUAUGCAAAUUUUGCUAAUCUGUAUGAAAUUGAAGGAAAGAAACAACGAGCAUUAAAGUACUAUCAAAGAGCAGUUGAUAUAUAUCAUCAAGCAUUACCACCGUAUCAUCCGGAUAUAACAAGAAUUGAAAAUUGCAUCGAAAAUAUAAUGCCACAAAGCAAGACAACACUAUCGUCAGCAAAGGCAAAACCGACUGCUUUAGUUGAACGAACAACAAACGCAAUCACGAAUCUUGAAACUUUUCUAAUCGUUUGGUUGGAUAUUAAUGUAAUGAAAACGAAAGAUAAUUUAGAUACGUACAAUGAAUUGCGUGCAAGUAUUAAUCACAUUGAAAGAUUUAAUGAUUUACAAAAAGCUGAGGAAUAUAUUAUGAGUGUUCAACGUGAGAAAAUCGUUUUAAUCGUCUCUGGUACUUAUGGACGUGAACUUGUACCACGUCUACACGAUUUAUCACAAUUAAAUUGUAUCUACGUUUAUUGCUUUGAUAAAGCCCGUAAUGAAGAAUGGUCAAAAAAUUAUACAAAGGUUCGAUCAGUGACAAUUCGACGUGAAGAACUAAUUGAAAAAAUUCAUGAAGAUCAAAAACUUCGUAAUCUAACUGAAGAUCCCCUACCAAUAAGUAUUCUUACACGUAUGGCAAUUGCUAAAGAAACAACAGCAAAAAAUAUAUCAAAAGAAAUGGGUUCUAUUCUAUGGUUUCAAUUAUUGGUUGAAGUAUUACUACGUAUGCCACAUGCAGAUGAUGCUAAAAAUGAUUUGAUUCAAAUAUGGAGAAACAAUUCUACGGGAAAUUCAACAGAAUUAGAUAUCAUUGUUGAAUUUGAACGUAAAUACACCAGUGAAAAGGCCAUUUGGUGGUAUACACGUGAAUCAUCAUUGUAUCGCAUAUUAAAUAAAGCAUUGCGCGAACAAUCGAUUAAUAUGAUAUUUUCAUUUCGUUUUUUUCUGAAUGAAUUAUCGAAACAAGUCACUGAACUGUAUAAUCAUCGUACAGAACAAAAUUUAAACGAUGAUAAUGAUCACACAAUAUACGUUUAUCGUGGUCAGGCAAUUGCUAAAGAAGUACUGGAACAAAUACAACAGGGUAUUGGCGGUUUUAUUUCAAUUAAUAGUUUCUUCUCAACAAAUCGAAGUAAAACAAUAGCUAAAUCAUUUGCUAAACAAGCAAAGAUUACUGAACAUACACGACGUAUACUAUGGCGAAUUACAAUCGAUUGUUGUUUAUCAACAAAACCCUAUGCUGAUGUUGAACAUUUUACUUUUUAUAAAACUGAAAACGAAAUCUUAUUUAUGCUCGGCUCAAUAUUUCGUAUCAAUAAUGUUAUUUUCAACGAUAAAGAUCAGCUGUACGUAUUAGACUUGACUCUCUGUGCUGAAAAUGAUUUUGAAUUAAAAGAAGUAUUUGCGUACUUAAAAAAAUAUAUUGGAGAUGAAACAUCUAUAGUUUCAUUAGGAAAUAUUUUAAUUCAAAUGGGGGAAUAUGAUAAAGCUGAACAAAUAUUUAUAAAAGAAGAUCAUAAAGAAGGACUAAUAACAGUCACAGAACAGAAAGGAAAUUAUUAUUUAGCAAUAAAAGAUUAUCAACGUUCCAUUGAACAUUAUGAAAUAGUUUUGAAGCUACGUCAAGAAGUUUUUCCUAUUUCACACCCAGAUAUUGGCAAAAGUUAUUGUUCACUGGCAAUGGCCAACGAAUUUUACAAAAAUUAUGCAAACGCAAUUGACUAUUAUCAACAUGCUGUCAAACAAUAUCAACGAACAAUGAAAGACAAUCAUCCAUUAGUUAUACAAGCUAAACAUAAUUUACAAAAAUACAUCACUGAAGAUAAUCAGACCACGCAUCUUUAG
Messenger RNA from Didymodactylos carnosus, 3279 nucleotides. NCBI's taxonomy places the organism in Eukaryota, Metazoa, Rotifera, Eurotatoria, Philodinida, Philodinidae. The record is from the annotation of a GenBank genome assembly.